Molecule: messenger RNA, 561 nt
Organism: Aspergillus terreus NIH2624
Lineage: Eukaryota; Fungi; Ascomycota; Eurotiomycetes; Eurotiales; Aspergillaceae
Exons: 4
Coding region: 1-561 (186 amino acids)
Source: RefSeq, a predicted model, not a curated record
AUGCCUGUACGCCGGGGAAAGAAUAAAUAUAGACAGAAAGCCAUCACAGACUAUUUCCGCGCUUCUCAGAGCUCCUCAGCUACAAAUGUACAAAGCCAGUUGAUGCUAUCCUCUACCUCAGACGAUACUUCUGCAAUGCUUGAUAACCCCGCCGCGGACAUUAUCGACCGUACCAUAUCCUCCAGUGAAACUGAAGCUGGCGAACACUCUAAGAACGAAGAGAAUAUUUCAAUAGACAGCGCCUCAGAGGGUUUUAAUGUUGAUAAAGGGAACGAUAGCACAACCUCCACCCAAGGGCUCAAACAUAAGGCACAAAUCACCUUCGCGUACCGCAUCCAGAAGAUCGUCGAAUUAAUCUGUUCGCUACUGCUUGCUCUCAGUGACACCUCAGAUGGCGCCGCUGUCGCCAAGAAGCUCUUAUCGUACACCCAGGGAGAACUUGUUACACUCGUGCUGGACCUGUUCGAUACCAAAGUCCAGGCAUUACUAGGCAUGCCCAAGAUCGAUCCCACUUUACUAGCACGAUAUCUUCCACGCACAGUCACCACUAAAGGGAACUAA